Messenger RNA from Nelumbo nucifera (sacred lotus), 2197 nucleotides. It is a transcript of the gene ALDH7B4, whose product is annotated as aldehyde dehydrogenase 7B4. NCBI's taxonomy places the organism in Eukaryota, Viridiplantae, Streptophyta, Magnoliopsida, Proteales, Nelumbonaceae. The record is from RefSeq and is a predicted model, not a curated record. Gene Ontology annotation, molecular function: aldehyde dehydrogenase (NAD+) activity.
AAAGUGAGACGGGUGGUUGUAUCCUACAUCAUAUCCUUCCAAUCGAAUCAUAUCAACCAUUACUUGUGAAACUCUUCAGUCUUCACUUCCAUUUCUACUUGCGUAACCAAAUUCAUCCUCAUCUCUUCCCUCCUUUUCUCCCUAACAUUUACCCCCAGUUCCCCAAUCGAUUCAUCUUUUUCUCUGCGUAUAGCUUUAUCCAUUUUUCUAAAUCACUCUUGGCAAUUAUUUCAGAGAUGGGUUUUGCGAGGAAAGAGUAUGAAUUUCUCAAGGAGCUGGGCUUGGGUCCUCGCAAUCCGGGCUGUUAUGUCAAUGGGGUGUGGAAGGGUAGUGGUCCUACAGUUUCUUCUGUGAAUCCUGCAAACAAUCAGAUCAUUGCUGAAGUUGCGGAAGCAUCCCUUAGUGAUUAUGAGGAAGGUCUGCAGGCUUGCAACGAAGCGGCGAAGAUAUGGAUGCAAGUUCCUGCGCCAAAAAGAGGUGAAAUUGUUAGACAGAUAGGUGACGUGUUGAGAUCCAAACUGCAGCAUCUUGGCAGGCUUGUAUCGCUUGAGAUGGGGAAGAUGCUUCCUGAAGGAAUAGGAGAGGUUCAGGAAAUUAUUGACAUGUGUGAUUAUGCUGUUGGGCUAAGUCGUCAACUAAAUGGAUCGGUUAUUCCCUCCGAGCGUCCAAAUCACAUGAUGUUAGAGGUGUGGAAUCCUCUUGGAAUAGUGGGUGUAAUUACAGCUUUCAACUUCCCAUGUGCUGUUUUGGGAUGGAAUGCCUGCAUUGCAUUAGUCUGUGGAAAUUGUGUUGUCUGGAAGGGUGCCCCAACGACUCCUUUAAUCACUAUUGCAAUGACAGAGAUUGUGGCUACUGUCCUAGAGAAGAACAACCUACCAGGUGCCAUUUUUACUUCCUUUUGUGGGGGUGCUGAAAUAGGUGAAGCAAUAGCAAAAGAUUCACGUAUACCACUGGUUUCGUUCACUGGAAGUACCAAGGUGGGUCUUAAGGUUCAACAAACAGUCAAUGAGAGGUUUGGGAAAUGCUUGCUUGAGUUAAGUGGGAAUAAUGCCAUAAUUGUCAUGGAUGAUGCUGACAUCCAGCUAGCUGUGCGUUCUGUUUUGUUUGCUUCUGUUGGUACAGCUGGUCAACGCUGCACAACUUGUCGUAGACUGCUUCUUCAUGAAAGUAUAUAUCAAAAUGUAUUGGAUCAACUAAUUGGAGUCUACAAACAAGUUAAAAUUGGGGACCCUUUGGAGAAAGGUACCCUCCUAGGGCCACUGCAUACUCGUGCUUCAAGAGAGAACUUUGAAAAGGGCAUUGAAAUAAUAAAGUCUCAGGGGGGAAAGAUCCUCACUGGAGGAUCUGUUAUAGAAUCUGAGGGAAACUUUGUGCAGCCUACUAUAGUUGAAAUUUCUCCAAGUGCAGCUGUAGUUAAAGAAGAAUUGUUUGCUCCAGUUCUUUAUGUGAUGAAAUUUCAGACACUAAAAGAAGCAAUUGAAAUAAACAAUUCUGUACCACAAGGAUUAAGUAGUUCUAUCUUCACACGUAGACCGGAAAUUAUCUUCAAAUGGAUUGGGCCACAUGGCAGUGACUGUGGUAUUGUGAAUGUAAACAUACCCACAAACGGUGCUGAGAUUGGUGGUGCUUUUGGUGGUGAAAAGGCCACUGGAGGUGGUCGUGAAGCCGGAAGUGACUCUUGGAAGCAGUACAUGCGGCGUUCUACAUGUACCAUCAAUUACGGGAGUGAACUCCCACUGGCACAAGGAAUCAACUUCGGCUAAAAGGUCCCAACACUGGUGUUCCACCUGCAGGAAUAAUCAAUACUCUCACCCUGAAAUUUCAAAUUAAGAUUUUGCCACUAUUGGCAAUUUUAAAGUGUCAAAUGGCAGGGCUGGCCAGACAAUAUGAACGAGACUGGGUUGGCUAUUAUUCCAGAUUUCUUGAUGAAACAAAGGGAAUGGAAAGGAAAAUAAAUAAAGGAACAUUUAUUAUUUAUUCCUGUGUUAUUUUUUUGGUGGCUCUGAUGAUUUCAUUCCUUGCUAAAUGCCCUUCUCACAGUUGAUGGGUUCAAGCUUGGAAGUUGGACUACAAAACUGAAAGAGUAUUUUGUAGCCUGAACUUACUGCCUUCCGUGUUUUGGGGGCACCAAGGAGGUCUUGAGCUAUUGAUAUCAUAUUUGAUUAUUGGAUGCCAGCAGUGUUUUUUUGCCUGGUGA